Rhagoletis zephyria (snowberry fruit fly) is the source of this 708-nucleotide messenger RNA. RefSeq names its product eukaryotic translation initiation factor 3 subunit J-like. Lineage: Eukaryota; Metazoa; Arthropoda; Insecta; Diptera; Tephritidae. The record is from RefSeq and is a predicted model, not a curated record. Gene Ontology annotation, molecular function: translation initiation factor activity. Gene Ontology annotation, cellular component: cytoplasm; eukaryotic translation initiation factor 3 complex.
AUGUCUGAAGAGGAUUGGACAAUAGUAACCAAGCCCGCCGUGGCGACAAACAAGUGGGACGACGAGGAGGACAGCGACGUAAAGGAGAACUGGGACGACGACGAUGAGGAGCCAGUCAGCAAGGCCAGCUCGGCCGGAGACGCCAGUCAGCAGAAGCCUCCCACCACUGAACCUAAAGAGCCCGGGGCGAAGAAGAAGAAGCAGAAGGCGCUGAAAGACAAACUGCUGCAGAAGGACCUGGAGAUGAGCAGACCGCGCACGAAAGAGGAGCUGCUGGCGGACAAGCUGGAGCGCCAACGCCUGCAGGAGGAGUCCGACCUCAGUCUGGCAAAGGAGGCCUUUGGCGUGGACUCCAACGGCGUGGACACCUCCUCGCUGGGCAGCAUUCAGCUGGCCACGCGCACUGACUUUGAGGUCUUCCGCAAGGCGCUCAAUGGCAAGCUGUCCAACUACACCCGCUCGCCCUACUACGUGCCCUUCCUCGAGGAGCUCUUCCGCGAGCUGGCCACCGACCUGGAGGCGGACGACAUCAAGAAGCUGGACACCGUCCUCACUACCAUCUUCAAUGAGAAGAUUAAGCUGCAAAAGCAAGCGGCCAAGGGGAAGAAGGCGAAAAAGGCCGCCAACGCCACCAUUCAAAUGGAGCGCGACGACGACUACUCCUACAACCAGUCAGCCCAGUACGAUGAUUUUGAUGAUUUUAUCUAG